UAAAGAGGAGGUGUACAUAUCGUACAUAGAUUGCAACAAUCUUUACGGAUUCAGUAUGAUAAAGCACCUCCCCAUCGGCGAUUUCGAAUGGGUCGAGGAUUUUAGCUCCGUGGAUUUUAUGCGUCAUCCCACAGAUUCGGAUGUGGGAUACGUGUACGUGUGCGAUUUGGAGUAUCCAAAAUCUAUCCACGCGCUGACGCGGUACUUCCCCCUGGCUCCUGAGAAGGCGGUCGUCCCGAAGGAAUGGCUCUCGCCAUUCCAGCGAGAGCUCCUCGAAGAGUUAAUGUAUCAGCCGGCGAACAGCAAAAAGCUGCUGCUCACGUGCAAGGACAAGGUCGAGUACGUUGUUCAUUACGCGCUGCUCGCUCUCUAUUGUAGACUGGGCAUGCGGGUGACAAAAAUUCACCGAAUUCUAAAAUUUCGUCAGGCACCAUUCCUGCGUCCCUACAUCGAGGACAAUGUUGCCAGACGCGUCGCAUCGAGCACGACGUUUGAGAAAAAUUUCUAUAAAAUCUCAAAUAAUGCGGUCUUCGGGCGUACGCUACUAAAUAAAUUUAAUAUGCGGGACAUUCGAGUAGCCUUCGAUGAGGAGACGGCGAGUCGCCUCGGGAGCCAGGCGGAAUGCGCGCGAAUGGAAAUUUUGUCCCCCGAUUGCGUCAUGUACGAAAUGCGCAAAAGAAAAGUGCGAUGCGAUUUCCCCCUGCAGAUUGGCUUCACGAUUUUAGAACUGAGUAAGUUAACCAUGUACUCGUUCUACUAUGAAACCCUUUUGAGUAAGCUCACUUGUCCGGUGAUUACGUGCUACUUUGACACGGAUUCUCUGAUCCUCGGCCUAUUCUGCAAGGACUAUGAAGAUCAGUUACGCGCGAUCGCUGACGACCAUUUAGAUUUGUCUUCCUUCGAUCGUGAUCAUCCACUGUACAGCGAGAGGAAUCGCGGUAGACUUGGCGCGUUCAAAAGUGAAACGGGUAGCGUACCCAUUGAGGAAGUAAUAUGCUUGAAAGCCAAAAUGUAUUCCAUCAAAUUAGCCGGGGGAAAACAAAUUGCAAGAGCUAAAGGGGUCAAAAAGAACAUUGUGCGCAAACACCUCCUCCAUGAUACGUACCGCGAUACCCUAUUCAAGCACGCUAGCGUAUCGCACGAACAGGUGUCAAUAGUGGGAAAGAAACAGUGCAUGUACACCAUCAGAAAUGUGAAAAGAAGUCUGAUGGCGUACGACGACAAACGAUACCUCUACAAUGACGUGGACUCCUACCCGUACGGAAGCUGCGAAUAUGAUAAUGCAGUGGAUGAGUAGGAGUAGCAUCAUUUGACCUGCGUCACUGGAAGGAUGUGGCACCUCGUUCUCUUCUCGCUCGUCUCGUGCGCGCUGGCGCUGGACGCCGGCAACUGUACUGCGAGGAUCAAGCUGGAGAAGGAUAAGCACACGUACACGCACGAAUGCCCUGGCGACAUCUUGGCCAUCAGAGAGUGGCACGUGGUACCUAUGCGGUCCGGCAUUAACCUGGACAGGAACGCUACUCGAUCGCUGCGUACGUGCCUUCACUCGCUGGACGUGAGCGACAGCUACGAAGAUAUCCAGUGCACGCGGAUGUGCCAGCUCACGGAGGACGAAAUUUUUCUCAGCCGCUGUCCCGGAGACGUCUACAUGAUCCGUCACUUCCGUGGAACCAUGCCCAGCAUCAAAGGAAUCAAUCUCUCCAAGACCGCCAUGCUUUUUCUCAAACAUGUACUCAAUAAACGUUGAAAGGUA
Messenger RNA from Ornithodoros turicata, 1753 nucleotides. RefSeq lists its product as uncharacterized. The coding region runs from base 56 to 1297 and encodes 413 amino acids. The transcript is spliced from 2 exons. NCBI's taxonomy places the organism in Eukaryota, Metazoa, Arthropoda, Arachnida, Ixodida, Argasidae. The record is from RefSeq and is a predicted model, not a curated record.